AGUUUUCCUGUUUUCCUCCAAUCCUCCAUCGUUUGCCAAAAAUUAUCACUACUACCCCAAAAACCAUGCCACAUGGUUUUCUAUCUUUAGUGUCGACGAUAUAUUUUUCAGCGGUAGUCCCAUCUCGAGUCUUUUCUAUUGAUGCAUCACAUUUGACCUGCGAUUUUUCCAGUCUGCUCACUUGCUGGAUAUCAUAAUGACAGAAGACAAUUUCACCAAAGAGCGUGAAGCCGUCAGGAAAAGAGCAAAAAAGGUCUUCUACGGUUUGAAUAAACUGAAUCAAAAGAUAAAUUAUAUGUCACAUGAUGAGCUAAUUGAGCAUUUAGAGGCGAAUAAAUUAUCUGUGAUUGGUCAUGACGAUGUACUCAAAGCUAGACUUAAAUAUUUCUUCAAGGUCCAAAGAUUCACCGAAGCUGGUCUAGGAUAUAUUAUUUUUUCACUUCCUUACUAUAUAGUUGUUGAUUUUGAAGCUACCUGUGAUACACUUAAUCCUCCUGAUUUUCCGCAUGAAAUCAUCGAAUUUCCUGCGGUCCUCAUUAGCUCUCGAGACUUGAAGAUUGUAGACAAAUUUCAACAUUAUGUUAGCCCUGAAAUCAAUCCAAAACUCACCACUUUCUGUAAAACAUUAACUGGAAUAACACAGAAACAAGUAGAUAAUGCAGAAACUUUCCCAGUUGUCUUGCAGAAAUUUAGCCAAUGGAUUAGCUCUCACGAAUUAGGCAAGGAAGGUAGAGAAUUUGCCAUAGUUACCGAUGGACCAUGGGACAUGGGUCGAUUCCUCUAUGGACAAUGCAUGAUUUCGCAAGUCACAUAUCCUCAUUUUGCUGAUAAAUGGAUUAACAUGCGAAAAAUUUUUAGAUCAUUUUACUCUCAGCAACAGGUGAGUCUGCAGUCAAUGUUGGAUUUAGUCGGUUUAGAUUUUGAGGGUCGGCCCCACUGUGGUUUGGAUGAUGCUGUGAACAUAGCUCGAAUUUUUAUUCAAAUGAUCAAAGAUGGCGCACCUUUAAGGUAUAAUGAGGCUAUCCGGCAGAACAAAAGUCCUUCGUCGAACCUGUAUGUCCAGAAUUAUCACGGGAACGAAUGGGAGAAAAAAUAUAAGGAAUCUGAAAAAUACAUGUACAGAGAAAUGAAUGGAUUGCUUUAUAUUUUGGACAGCAACAAAAGUAAAAAGUCUAAAAAGCAGAAGGGGAAAAAAGUACAGAGAGACAGCUGAAAUUGCUUAUCACAGAUAAACCUGAAUUAAUUUUGUUAUUUUCUCAUGAGUUCCUCAGUCUACCUGUCUUUCUAGAAACCACUCGCCUUUUAUAUAAAAAAGAAAAAAAGAUGAUGGUCUUCCUCAUCAGUAUCUGCAACCAAACUGUACUUAAAUUCUCUUUAUUUUCUAAUUAAAAUCUAACACACUCAAAGGAACGUUGAUGUUACCAUUGAAUACAUUUUUCCAGGAAGUAUUUUUUUAAAUGUGUGUUAACCUUAUUUACAUGUGUUCCAAUUCAUGAUAAUUUCGUUUAUGAUGGAUGAAGCGGUUGGAAAUGGCUCUUUUGUUGUUAUUGUCUCAAUUAUUUAAGAAGAAUGAGAUAAACACUUAUUGCUAAGAUUUAGUGUUACAGAUUUUUACAGAAUACCUAUCAUUCCUUCUCAGCUUGUGAGAAUGCCAUGUGCCCUCUAUACAUUUCUCAUGAUUCUAAUAUCAAGAUAUUCUACGAAAAAUUACUUUGUCAGUCUAACAGCUUGCAUCUCUUUGCCAUAAUUAAUGACACUAUCUCAUAUGUUUAUGUGUCUGAAAUGGAUUUCUCGUGAAUACCUUGAAGCAUAAAUUUUAUUAACUAUUUACCUCUGCUACCUGAAAGAAGAAUGUUUAAACCAAAAUUGAUUUUCUUUUAAUUUUAUCCAAGGAAAGGUAAAAGCACAAAAGAAGCAUUGAGAACACCAAAAUUGUGUGGAGUGAUGAUCUUUUUAAGUAAAGAAAUUUGUAGGUACCUUGGUCAAAACAGAAUCAAUGGAAAAUUUUGUAGGGUCACAGAUCAUGAUCUGUAAAGUUAAGCUGUCGUUAACAUCGUUUACUCAUGAUUCUCAAAACCAGAAUUUUCAUUUUACCAUCUACCCAUUGUUAUAUUUUUACAUUAUACAUUUUUUUUAAUUCUUAUGUUGAGGAAUGGAGGCCUUCUCAUAAUUUUGUACAAUGUGAUUGUGAUAUGCUCUUAGAUUGAAAUGUUACAAGUUUCUUAGAUUGUUGCCAAAAGUGUGCCACAUUUUGCCAUGAUACCAAGGAUGAAUGCUGUAUGAGCCUUCAGACAUUGCCAUCUUUCCCUCAAUAAAAGCAGAGCUUGCUGGGAAAAUUACAAACAUUUUUCUUCAAAUUUUUCAAACGAUUUUGUUCACAAUUCAAGCUGAAAUAUGUAAAAAUAUCAAGGAGAAAUAUGCAUACCUCUCCAAAAUGCAUGUUUUAUCCAGGGGAUUUUGGCCAAUCUUGAAUGUUCACACCCUGUUCUUUCUUAGCACUGCAUCAUUGUCCUCAUGUGUCUGGUUGCACUUUCUGUGAAAGUAGCUUCAGUUUUUGUUUUUUCUCCUUGCACGAUAUUAAAUUAUUUCUUGGCCAUAAAAAGUUUAUACAGUUUAUUGUAUUUCUUUUGCAUAAUUUUUCUUGAAUCAGGUGGCUUUUGCAUUUUUUGUGAGCUCAUUGAUUAGAACACUGUUUAAUUUGUAUCAAAUUCAAUCUGACUCAUCUUUGUCCUUUCAUUCGUAUUUCGGAGGAUUAAGCUUGAUGCUGUAAUGAUAUGUCGAUCAACAGUCCUUUUUCUUGUGUUCAUCAGCAGUACCUAACUUCUUUUUCACCAUGUUAUUCAGCAUCGAUAACUCAUAUGUCUUUGGUUUUAGUGUAAAUACUCAAACGUUAAAAAUGGUCUCAGUAUUUGUUAUGUGUAAUUAGUUUUUCUGUCAUUUACAAUGUACUUUUCUUUCAAAAUUUCUGAAAUUAUCAGUUGCUAUUAACACCCUCAA
This is a messenger RNA of Bemisia tabaci, 2997 nucleotides long. RefSeq names its product 3'-5' exoribonuclease 1. Gene Ontology annotation, cellular component: cytoplasm. Gene Ontology annotation, molecular function: nucleic acid binding; 3'-5'-RNA exonuclease activity. NCBI's taxonomy places the organism in Eukaryota, Metazoa, Arthropoda, Insecta, Hemiptera, Aleyrodidae. The record is from RefSeq and is a predicted model, not a curated record.